AUGAUAACCAAAUUUUACCAGCACCCCUUGGCCUUGACCUUUGCUGUAGAGGAGAUCAACAUGAAUCCCAAGAUCUUGCCUAAUGUCACCCUCGGCUUCCACAUCUAUGACACAUACAAUGAUGAUAAGAUGACCUACCGCACCACUCUAGAUCUGCUUUAUAAAUGCCAUGGAUAUUUCCCAAAUUAUGCAUGUGACAUCCAGAAAAAUCUAAUGGCCAUCAUAGGGGGACUUGGAUCUGAUGUCUCCUUCCACAUGGCAGAUAUUCUAGCCCUCUAUAAGAUUCCACAGCUCACAUAUGGGUCAUUUCCCCCAGUUGACAGGGAAAAUGCGAAGUCCUCUUCCUUUUACCGCAUGGUUCCCAAUGAAACCCAUCAGUACACAGGGAUUGUCCAGUUACUUCAGCACUUUGGAUGGAUGUGGGUUGGGCUCUUUGCCAUGGCUGACAAGAGUGGAGAACAAUUCAUCCAGGAAAUGGAGCCUUUGCUUUUCCACCAUCGAAUUUGUGUGGCCUUCACAGAAAUGUUUGAAAGCCAAAGCUGUUGGAAUACCUUUGAUGAUAUUAUAUAUUCAUUUUCAGGUGCUUAUCGAGCUUUGGUACACAGCAAAUCCAAUACUUUUAUCCUUUAUGGAGAAACUAUGACCAUUAUUUUGCUGACUACAUUGCUAUACGUAGGUAAUCGUGAACUGCUGGAAAAUACUUCCUCUAGAAGGGUGUGGAUUGUGACAGCUCAGGUUGAUUUUGCAUUAGCAGGAACUCAGAGGGCCUGGGGUCUUGAAUUCUUCCAGGGUGCAAUCUUCUUCUCAAUCCACUCGCAAUCGGUGCCAACAUUCCAGAAAUUUCUUCAAGAUAUAAACCCUUAUUGGAUAGAAGGAAAUAGUUUUCUCAAGGAUUUCUGGGAACAAGCAUUUGACUGUUCACUUCCAAAUUCUCAAGAAUCAUCUGAGAUUGUUGGGACCUGUACUGGGGAGGAGAAGCUGGAAACACUUCCUGCACCUCUUUUUGAAAUGCAGAUGAUUGGCCACAGCUACAGCAUCUAUAAUGCAGUCUAUGCCAUAGCACAUGCUCUGCAUGACAUGCAGCUAUCCUACUCAAGGCUUCACCAAUUUCUUCGACAUAUUUCCUUUAACAACUCAGCAGAAGAAACAGUGUCUUUCACUGGUAAGAAGGAAAUAGGAGGUGGUUUUGAUGUCAUGAACUUGGUCGUAUUCUCAAACAAGUCUUAUGAGAAAGUGAAAAUUGGAAAAGUGGAUCCCGAUGCUAUUGAAGGAAAGGAAUUGAUCAUUGAUGAGGACAGAAUUCUGUGGCAGAGUCGCUUCAACCAGGUGGUGCCCAUUUCACUGUGCAAUGACUACUGCCUUCCUGGUUCUCAGAAGCAAAAGAAAGAAGGAGAGAAAUUUUGCUGUUACGAUUGUGUUCGUUGCCCUGAUGGAAAGAUUUCAAACCAGAAAGAUAUGGAGGAUUGUAUUGGAUGCCCAGAAGAUCAAUAUCCAAACAAGGACAAAGACCAAUGCAUUCCCAAGAUAAUCAGCUUUCUGUCUUAUAAUGAACCUUUAGGAAUCAGUGCAGCUUCAGCGGCACUUUCUUUUUCCCUAAUCACAGUGUUGGUCCUGGUAAUUUUUAUUAAGCAAAGAGAUACUCCCAUAAUCAGAGCCAACAACCGGGAUCUCACCUAUGCCCUUCUUAUCUCUCUCCUGCUCUGCUUCAUUUCUUCUUUUCUCUUCCUUGGAAAACCUACCAAGGUGUCCUGUUUCCUCCGACAAUCCGCUUUUGGCGUCAUCUUCUCAGUAGCUGUUUCUUGUGUCUUGGCCAAAACCAUCACUGUGGUUGUGGCAUUCAUGGCUACAAAGCCAGGGUCCAGCAUGAGGAAGUGGGUGGGGAAAAGACUGACCAACUCAGUCAUCCUUCUUUGCACUCUUAUUCAAGCAGGCAUAUGUGUGCUGUGGCUUGGAACGUCUCCCCCAUACCCACAUUUAGACAGGAAGUCCCUAACUACACAGAUUGUAGCAGAAUGUAAUGAAGGGUCUGCCAUCAUGUUUUAUAGUGUUUUGGGCUACUUGGGACUUCUGUCCCUCAUCAGCUUGAGCAUGGCUUUCCUAGCCAGGAACUUGCCAGACACUUUUAAUGAGACCAAAUAUAUCACUUUCAGCAUGCUGGUGUUUUGUAGUGUUUGGUUCUGUUUUGUUCCAACCUAUUUGAGCACCAAAGGGAAAUACACAGUAGCCGUGGAGAUCUUCUCUAUCUUGUCUUCCAGUGCUGGGCUACUGAUUUGCAUCUUUUCUCCUAAAUGCUACAUUAUUCUGUUGAGACCUGAGCUGAAUAAAAAGGAACAGUUAUUACGAAGAGUACAAUUAAUGUAUUAA
Molecule: messenger RNA, 2364 nt
Organism: Heteronotia binoei (common prickly gecko)
Lineage: Eukaryota; Metazoa; Chordata; Lepidosauria; Squamata; Gekkonidae
Product: vomeronasal type-2 receptor 26-like
Exons: 5
Coding region: 1-2364 (787 amino acids)
Biological process (GO): G protein-coupled receptor signaling pathway
Cellular component (GO): membrane
Molecular function (GO): G protein-coupled receptor activity
Source: RefSeq, a predicted model, not a curated record